GAACGAGGACCGCACCACAGGCAGAGCGAUCAACGAACAUGGCCAGGUGGAAGCUUCCAUCUCGCUCGGCCACUAGCGGAGCUCGUCGUUGGUUUUUUUUCUUUGUCUUCUUCUCUUUUCAUGAAGUUGUUGCAUCGAAUUUCGACGAAGAUGAAAAGCGCGUCACUCUUCUGCUCAUGGACAGCGCCUACAUUCCAGUGUGGCCAUGCUUAUGAAGCCAAAAUCUACUCUUGUCAUCAGAGAAACAUCAAACUUUCCCACUGUCAUUCUCUUAAGAAGGAGAAGAGGGACAAGCAAAAGCCAAAAGGUGUCUUAAGGAUAAAAAUUGAUUUUGGAGGCUUCAUACUGUUGGUACAGCUUUUACACGACAUAUAAACCUCCAGCGGGACCUUUUACAGGACCGACGACGUUCUUCUCAGGGGGACAUCAGGCCUCAUCUUCUAGCAGCAAGACAAACGCGACUGCGUUUCUGCGGAUGUCAGCAUAUACUUCAAGAGAGUCAGAGAAUUUUCUUGAACAUAGUCAUGAUGUGACUGCAGGAGAUGUAGAUGCAAAUCGUGGUCUGGUUGAUGUACCUCCACGGCUCGUCGUAGUCACGCUGGAUGAAAACGCUGACGCAUAUUUACGUGCCUUCCGGAAGAAGCUUCGACCGGAGACGCAAGCUCGGAUAGGCUUGCGUCGCGCCAUCUCUGUUACGGGGUGUGGCACUAAAGCACCCUUUUUAGCGCCAUCCGUUGUUCUUUCUCUAGUUGAAAAAGAUGAACCCACGCAAGGAAGAUCGGACAAUGACUCUCUUCAUUGAGAUGAUUAAGUACUAUAUCAUUUUUGACUCUCAUCCUUAUUUUCUUGAUGAGUCUUAACCAAGAGGGAUUAUUAACAUGCGAACGCGGUAGCGCAUGUCAAGUUCGUCAAGUUCUAACUCUGUCAGUGCUGAAGGCCGACGACAGUAUCUGAAUGCCACCUCAUCAAGUGUUAAGGCUCUCACCAAUUGAUUCGGCUUCGGCUGCAUCCUUGAAAAGUAUGCGGGAGCAUUUAUUCUCGGGCAAUGCUCUCCCAUACUUUUCAGGGAUGCAGCUGAGGGAUGAACUGCGGACAGUUCUAAAAGUGGAGCUCCAUCAUCUGCAUCGACGCCGACAGCACAUCAAAGCAAGUGGCACUCUGGUGGCAAGAUAUAUUUCCCUAGCGAUGACGAUCUCGGAAAGCCCAACCACGAGAGUCUUGGCCCUUCCGAAGUGUCGUGGUUCCAUGACGUCUCGAAGAAGAACUUCAAAGAGAACGUGGCUUCUCCUGGAAAGGAACAGAAUUCGAAGUCCCUCAACGCUAAAAGCCAGAAGAUGAAGAUGCUGCGGGCGUUAGAUGAUAGGCGGGCGGCAGCGGUAUCUGAUACUGAUGAUCAUACUCGGCCUAACUCUGACAGAACGAGAAGGUCCUCGGCGUCACAUGGUCAUAGGUCAACGACCUCCGAAACGGCCUCGGCAAUAGAGGGGUCCUUGCUGGAAGUGGGUCUGGAUGGGACGUGGCCUAAACCUUCUUACAUGUAUGCUUUUUAUCCUUCGAUUCUGCACCUGAUGCGCCGUGGAUAUACUUAAGGCCUGCUUCGAGGACAGUACUACUAGUUCAUCACUUCGUACACUAAGAUACUUUGCUUGCUCCUGGUGCUUUUUCAAUUAGAAGACUUCGCUCAAGAACAAAAGAGACGCUGAUGCUCUGAAAUGAUAAGUCACACAUGAUGGCUGUUAGUGGAAAACUUAGGUCAGAGGACUACACCACGCGCUGAACAAGUAAGAAUGUUAAAAUUCUGCGAAUUCCACUUCUAAUAUAUUGUGCUCCACGUCGACGCCGAUGCUUUCUUUCGUGGCGAUGCAUGGCGUCAACUUUUCGAUCAUCCGGCGGUACAAGACGUCGACAUCGUAGCUCCUUCGGCCGACUGUCCGGGACCACCUAUUUUGCAAUCAGAAGAGCAGAACAAGGACUCUCAUUCCGCUAUUCUUAUUGAAAAAACGAUCAGCCAUCUUCACAUAAAUCGCAUUAUUUCUACAACUAAGCGUACAGCUACAGCUGUAGGUAUUUUACGUAUUCGAUAUAGCCCAAAGAUGCUGCGCUUUCUCGAGAUGAUACAGGAUAAGCACUUUGAGGGUCAUCAUGGUAUUCCCGAAGACCAGAGAGCGAUGAACACGGAACUUCGGGUCCUAGGCUGCCGCAAGGAAGGACUCCGCUCUCGUUCCGGCAGUGCCGCUGGUUUUAUUGGCACAGCCGAAGUUUCUCCUGAGCCUGACCACGAUGAGCGUAAAGCAGCAAGACCUCAAAGCCUCUCGGAAGAUGGGGAAGGGGAAGACCCAGCAUAUGAAAUCGUUCGCUGUGGUGGAGGGAGUAAUUAUGUCAAUAGCCCUAAAGUGGAGGAAGAACUCGACGCAUUGAACUCGUCGAAAGAGCAGCAGGAGCACCAGGUUGUAGACGCUGCAGAUUUCAAUGAGGAAAUAAGCGCUGCCUUCGUUCGCUCUGGUGUGUCUCUUGUUAAGGCUCAAAGUGAUUCACUUCCAAUUUCACAGGAGGGGGCUUUAGCUUUUCUCUGUUGCCACCUCUUUACUUACUAGGCCCCUGAGAAAGUAAGCCUUGGGAUUGAAUUCAUUGGAAAUACUUUGCGGCUGAGCUCUAAUCGUGGGCAGGUACCCGAUAAGGCGGAUAAGGUGACCCUUGUCGCGCAUGGUAGGGCAGUAAACUUCAUCGAAAGGAUCUGUGAGGAUCCUACCUAUCGCGCACUGGUACCUCCCGGCACAUAG
Molecule: messenger RNA, 2780 nt
Organism: Amoebophrya sp. A25
Lineage: Eukaryota; Dinophyceae; Syndiniales; Amoebophryaceae
Source: the annotation of a GenBank genome assembly